This is a messenger RNA of Protopolystoma xenopodis, 561 nucleotides long. The record is from the annotation of a GenBank genome assembly. NCBI's taxonomy places the organism in Eukaryota, Metazoa, Platyhelminthes, Monogenea, Polystomatidea, Polystomatidae.
CUCGCUCUUAGCUCUCCUAUGGGCAAAUUUUGGACAAUUAGAGCUCCUUAUUUGCUCCAAAAUGGUUUCAUUUCGCUGAACACUCCUAAAAUGCUUAAAGGAAGUACAAGUGAACAAGUCAGGAAUCAAGCACAACAGGAGAUGCAAGAUUUUUGGGAGCGUAAUAUCAAGGCAAGCCGUCCUCGAGCUCCACAUCUCUCAAUUUAUAAACCCCCUCUUGUUAUGAAUUUGUCUCUUAUGCAUAGAGCUACCGGGAUUGCUAUGGGAAUAGCUUGGGCUGGAAUUGGAUGCUCUGCCUAUUUAUUCACCGGACAUUAUGAUGAGGCUCUGAAUUUCAUUAAGGAAUUCCAAAUGGGUGACCUCACUCUCGGCGUGGUGAAGUUUAUCCUCUGUUACCCUCUAGUAUACCAUUAUUUGAAUGGUAUGAGGCAUUUGGUAAGCUUACAAAUUGCUUGGGACUAUGCCAUUGGAUUCAAAAUGAGUACAAUCUAUAAAACCGGUUAUGGAGCAAUUAUAUCAUCUUUGGUAGUUGCGGGUCUUCUGGCCUCGUUGAAAUUAUAA